CCCGAGCUCCAUUGCGGAAGCCGAGGCUCGCCAUAUUGUGCGGCGGCGCCGGCGGCUUGUGCCCGAGUCUCGCUCCGGCCGCGGCGCGCGGAGCCCCGGGUUGGGGCAGGAGCCGCAAUGUCUCAGGCUGUGCAGACAAAUGGAACUCAGCCAUUAAGCAAAACAUGGGAGCUCAGUUUAUAUGAACUACAACGAACACCUCAGGAGGCAAUAACAGAUGGCUUAGAAAUUGUGGUUUCACCUCGAAGUCUACACAGUGAAUUAAUGUGCCCAAUUUGUUUGGAUAUGUUGAAGAACACCAUGACUACAAAAGAGUGCUUACAUCGUUUUUGUGCAGACUGCAUUAUCACAGCCCUCAGAAGUGGCAAUAAAGAAUGCCCUACCUGUCGGAAAAAGCUAGUUUCCAAAAGAUCACUAAGACCAGACCCAAACUUCGAUGCACUCAUCAGCAAAAUUUAUCCAAGUCGUGAUGAGUAUGAAGCUCAUCAAGAAAGAGUAUUAGCCAGGAUCAACAAGCACAAUAAUCAGCAGGCACUCAGCCACAGUAUUGAGGAGGGACUGAAGAUUCAGGCUAUGAACAGAUUACAGCGAGGUAAGAAACAACAGAUUGAGAAUGGUAGUGGAGCAGAAGACAAUGGAGACAGUUCUCACUGUAGUAACGCGUCCACGCAUAGCAAUCAGGAAGCAGGACCUAGUAACAAACGGACCAAAACAUCUGAUGAUUCCGGGCUUGAGCUUGAUAAUAGUAAUGCAACAGUGGCAAUUGACCCAGUAAUGGACGGCGCUGGUGAAAUUGAAUUAGUGUUCAGGCCUCAUCCCACGCUUAUGGAAAAAGAUGACAGUGCACAGACAAGAUACAUAAAGACUUCAGGUAAUGCCACUGUUGAUCACUUAUCCAAGUAUCUGGCUGUGAGGUUAGCUUUAGAAGAACUUCGAAGCAAAGGAGAAUCAAACCAGAUGAACCUUGAUACGGCCAGUGAGAAGCAGUAUACCAUUUACAUAGCAACAGCCAGUGGCCAGUUCACUGUGUUAAAUGGCUCUUUUUCUUUGGAAUUGGUCAGUGAGAAAUACUGGAAGGUGAACAAACCCAUGGAACUUUAUUAUGCACCCACAAAGGAGCACAAAUGAGAUUUUACUAAAACCAGUUCUGAGAAUGAACUUUUUUAUAGCCUAUUUCUUUAAUAUUAAAGAUGUACCGUCAUUACUUUUAUGGACAGAACAUUGGAUAUGUUAUUCAGUUUUCUUUCUGAGCCAGAUUUGUUUACACUAUUAGAAUCUUUUCCCCUUAAUUUAAGAUCUCCUUUUUGGAAGAAACUGCAAUUAUUCAGUACUUUUUCUUUCCUUUAAAAAGUAUAUCUAAAUUGUAUGUUUUCACAAAGUGUGGUUCCAUUUGGAGCAUCUUGGAGCUUUUGACCCAGGAAUUUUUCAUAGUUCUGUAUUCUUGAGUGAAGAUUCAGUUGGCCAUCUUUCUCCCUCCCUUCAAAAGUUUUUU
This is a messenger RNA of Budorcas taxicolor (takin), 1492 nucleotides long. It is a transcript of the gene RNF2, whose product is annotated as ring finger protein 2. Lineage: Eukaryota; Metazoa; Chordata; Mammalia; Artiodactyla; Bovidae. The record is from RefSeq and is a predicted model, not a curated record. Bases 118 to 1128 code for a protein of 336 amino acids. Gene Ontology annotation, molecular function: chromatin binding; ubiquitin protein ligase activity. The transcript has 7 exons. Gene Ontology annotation, cellular component: PcG protein complex; ubiquitin ligase complex.